AGUCUGAUUCGGACGGGUUCUGGGCCCUGUCGUGACUGUGGGAGGUGCACUUGAGGGUUCUUCUGCCCACCCACGCAAUAUUCGCGCAAUAUUUAAGCUUAGCAUUUGCGUGAUUGCUCGUGCACUGUGCUUCUGAACGUUCAACUGAAAAUGCCUCUUGCGAUUGUCCUAGUGACUCUCUGUGUGAUCCUGCUGCCCAUGGCGAGUGGGAAGGAUCCUCCACGUGGGGGUUGCUUCAGUGAAUCGCGAACUGGACGAAUUGUGGGUGGAAGUGAUGCUGAACGCAGUGAAAUGCCCUUUAUAGUGAGUCUCACGCGACGUGGUGGACAUUUCUGUGGAGCAACGAUUCUCAGUGAAAAGUGGCUCGUGACUGCGGGUCACUGUUUGUGCAACAGCCUCAAUGACUUCAUGAAACCAUCGCAAAUUCGUGCUGUUUUGGGACUUCACCGAAUAUCUGAGUACAAGCUCACCAGAGACUCACAAAUGGAGCAGAAAGCAAAGGAAGUACUUCUGGAAUCUGUCACUAUCCAUCCGCAGUACAAUUGCCUGCGAGCAGCCAACGAUAUCGCUCUGUUGGAGAUGAAACCCAUUGAGUUCUCUGCCACAAUUCGACCAACUUGCAUCGCAAUGGACGAUGAGACUUUCGAUGGCACCCAGGCCAUGGUUUCGGGCUGGGGAUGGACUCAUGAGAAUCAGAGCAUUGGCCAGAGAGCAGACACUCUGCAGAAGGCCAGUGUCGAGGUCUGGACUAAUGCACAGUGCCAGGCUUCCUUCAGAGCUCACGAGAAGAGCAUCGGAAUUACAGAGAAUCAAUUGUGCGCGGGAAAAAUGGGCGGAGGUGUUGAUGCUUGUUGGGCUGAUUCCGGAGGUCCUUUAGUGUCCGCCGAAGGACUUUUGAUUGGCAUCGUGUCCACGGGAAUAGGCUGUGCACGCCCAGAAUUGCCUGGAAUUUACACCCGAGUCACCAAAUAUGCCAAAUGGAUCCAGCAAGUCAUUGGCACUUGAGCCAAGUGACCCUAGAAAGCUUUUGCAGCCCCUCCCAAAAACCCCAAAGACUGAAAAAAUAUAUUCCUUAAUGUAUAUCUUUAUUAAUACUUUUCUUCUGCGAAUCAAAUAUUAUGUCACUUAAAAAAAACAGCUUGACUUUCUCAGAAUUAAUACAAUUAUUUUGGAGACAAUUCUUGUUAAAUGUGCUUAAAGGUUACUUUUUGCCCUUGAGCAAUUUGACCAUUAUUAAAAAUUAUUGCUUGAUCUCUCUUUUUUUUCUCUUACUUUUCUUCAAACAAAAAUUUCCUAUACAAUUUGUCAGUCAUAUAGAUUCCAAAAAGUUCUUCUCCCUCAUCAAAAA
Molecule: messenger RNA, 1348 nt
Organism: Phlebotomus papatasi
Lineage: Eukaryota; Metazoa; Arthropoda; Insecta; Diptera; Psychodidae
Product: transmembrane protease serine 9-like
Exons: 3
Coding region: 151-1005 (284 amino acids)
Biological process (GO): proteolysis
Molecular function (GO): serine-type endopeptidase activity
Source: RefSeq, a predicted model, not a curated record